Messenger RNA from Paramecium tetraurelia, 144 nucleotides. RefSeq lists its product as uncharacterized. The record is from RefSeq and is a predicted model, not a curated record. Lineage: Eukaryota; Ciliophora; Oligohymenophorea; Peniculida; Parameciidae. The transcript has 2 exons.
AUGAUCAUAAAGGUAAGCGAUAUAUUUGAAACUUCCUUAACAGAUGGAUUAACUGAGGAAUAUGCUACGGCAAAGAACAAAUAAUAUGGAGAUAAUAAAUUGACAGAAAAAAAAGAAACCAUGGUGGAUUAAGUUGAUCCUUGA